AUGGACAAGGAUGCCAGAAGUAAGGAUGGAAGCACAGCGCUUGUGACUGCAGUUCGGGAAGGUCAGACCGAUUCCUUCAGAGCGCACCUGGACGGAAGGGCAGAGAAGGACUGUCAAGACAACGACGGCCACAGUGGACUGAUGCUCGCCAUGCAGCAUGGCCACGCGGUCUCGAAGCUGCUACGCCCCAUCUCGGUGCCGGCUUCAACUGCAGGUCCUUUGGGUGAAGUUGGCUCGUCGGGGCUCCGCAGCGUGGAGCCGGGGGCUGUGUCCUUGUACGACCACUGGCUGAAAGGCAUCCGCAUCGGGUUUAGUGUUCAAGGUUGGCACUGCUCCGCUGCCACGCCCGGUCUGUUUGGUUUGAAAACAGUCCGUGGGGCUGCAGAGCUUGCAGCCUUGCAGAAUCGAAGUCUGCCAGCGAAGAUGCAGAGGGACGCCCUGUGCCAAUUCAUCAGCACCCACCGGCUUCCGCUGGUGGAAUGGAACACCAUUUGCGACAAGGACGGCCUACCAGCUAUCAGACCAUGUGUUGCGGAGGCACCCUUACCACAGCCUUGGCGAUCCUGGGAGCUCCAGGAUCCGCUCGACGAGCCCGGAAAGGCCUACAUUCUGAAGUCCUCCGCCCGUGGCCGCUGUUUGUCGCACUUAGGCUUUUGCGAAUGCUUCCCGCCUUACCGGGGGAGGUUCUGCGAAAAUGUGGAGCCUGGCAAGAAGGACGGCUCGCGAAAGUACCGAGCUGUGCUACACUACCUGGUGGGAGACAGGGAGAAGCUGCUAGCCGAUUUCGAGCGGACCUUGCCGAUCCUGUGGGAGAGGUUCAACAACCAGGAAGACUACCCCGUUGUCGUUUUCCAUGACGGCAUGUCCAAAGCAAGCCCGGGCCUUUGGAGAAGAAGGGGCCGAAUUCAGGUCGUGAGUUCAUUCCCGGAGACCGGAGCCUAA
This is a messenger RNA of Symbiodinium sp. CCMP2592, 942 nucleotides long. Lineage: Eukaryota; Dinophyceae; Suessiales; Symbiodiniaceae. The record is from the annotation of a GenBank genome assembly.